Molecule: messenger RNA, 7792 nt
Organism: Nycticebus coucang (slow loris)
Lineage: Eukaryota; Metazoa; Chordata; Mammalia; Primates; Lorisidae
Gene: TNIK
Product: TRAF2 and NCK interacting kinase
Exons: 33
Coding region: 356-4528 (1390 amino acids)
Biological process (GO): protein phosphorylation
Molecular function (GO): protein kinase activity; ATP binding
Source: RefSeq, a predicted model, not a curated record
CCGCCUGCGGAGUGGAGGAGUUGAUGUGUCUCAUUAUAACAGCCAAUGCAGCCGCCAUCCACGCGAAGGCAGAGAAGCAUGUCCUAUUUAAAUACACCCACGCAGCCCCGGCGCCCUUAGCCGGUCGGGGCGCUCAGCCCACGCGUGCCGCGGCUGCGGGUUUGGAGACCCGCGCAGGUCGGGCUCCCGGGCCGAGGACGGGCGCGCCGAGCGGCAGAUCCCGCGCGGUGGGCAGGCGGGGAGGCUGGGCCCCGGCGCGGGUGCUACACCCGCCUGAGGACGCGGGUGAAAUAGACCAGGGUGGAAUUUCUUAGGUAGAAGCUUCGGGGCGGUUUUGGUCAGCAAAGGAGGAGACAUGGCCAGCGACUCCCCAGCGCGCAGCCUGGAUGAAAUCGACCUCUCGGCCCUGAGGGAUCCUGCAGGGAUCUUUGAAUUGGUGGAACUUGUUGGAAAUGGAACCUAUGGGCAGGUGUAUAAAGGUCGUCAUGUCAAAACAGGCCAGCUUGCAGCCAUUAAGGUUAUGGAUGUCACAGGGGAUGAAGAGGAAGAAAUCAAACAAGAAAUUAACAUGUUGAAGAAAUAUUCCCAUCACCGGAAUAUUGCUACAUACUAUGGUGCUUUUAUCAAAAAGAACCCUCCGGGCAUGGAUGACCAGCUGUGGUUGGUGAUGGAGUUUUGUGGUGCUGGGUCUGUCACUGACCUGAUCAAGAACACGAAAGGCAACACGUUGAAGGAGGAGUGGAUCGCGUACAUCUGCCGAGAGAUCCUGAGGGGGCUGAGCCACCUGCACCAGCACAAAGUGAUUCAUCGAGACAUCAAGGGGCAGAACGUCCUGCUGACGGAGAACGCGGAGGUUAAACUGGUGGACUUCGGGGUCAGUGCCCAGCUAGACCGGACGGUGGGCAGGAGGAACACCUUCAUUGGAACCCCCUACUGGAUGGCCCCAGAAGUCAUUGCCUGUGAUGAAAACCCAGAUGCCACAUACGAUUUCAAGAGUGACUUGUGGUCCUUGGGAAUCACUGCGAUAGAGAUGGCAGAAGGUGCUCCCCCUCUGUGUGACAUGCACCCCAUGAGAGCCCUCUUCCUCAUCCCCCGGAACCCAGCGCCUCGGCUGAAGUCCAAGAAGUGGUCAAAAAAAUUCCAGUCAUUUAUUGAGAGCUGUUUAGUAAAGAACCAUAGCCAGCGGCCAGCCACAGAGCAGCUGAUGAAGCACCCGUUCAUCCGGGACCAGCCCAACGAGCGACAGGUCCGCAUCCAACUCAAGGACCACAUCGACCGGACCAAGAAGAAGAGAGGAGAGAAAGAUGAGACAGAGUAUGAAUACAGUGGGAGUGAGGAGGAAGAGGAGGAGAAUGACUCGGGCGAGCCCAGCUCCAUCCUGAACCUGCCUGGUGAGUCCACACUGCGCCGGGACUUCCUGCGGCUGCAGCUGGCCAACAAGGAGCGGUCUGAAGCACUGCGGCGGCAGCAGCUGGAACAGCAGCAGCGGGAGAAUGAGGAGCACAAGCGGCAGCUGCUGGCCGAGCGCCAGAAGCGCAUCGAGGAGCAGAAGGAACAGCGGCGGCGGCUGGAGGAGCAACAAAGGCGGGAGAAGGAGCUGCGGAAGCAGCAGGAGCGUGAGCAGCGGCGGCACUACGAGGAGCAGGCGCGGCGGGAGGAGGAGCGGAGGCGCGCGGAGCACGAGCAGGAAUACAUCAGGCGACAGUUAGAGGAGGAGCAGAGGCAGCUGGAGAUUCUGCAGCAGCAGCUUCUGCACGAGCAGGCUCUACUUCUGGAAUAUAAGCGCAAACAGCUGGAAGAGCAAAGACAAGCAGAGAGACUGCAGAGACAGCUGAAGCAGGAGAGAGACUACUUAGUUUCCCUUCAGCACCAACGGCAGGAGCAGAGACCCAUUGAGAAAAAGCCACUGUACCAUUACAAAGAGGGGAUGAGUCCCAGUGAGAAGCCCGCAUGGGCCAAGGAGGUUGAAGAGCGGUCAAGGCUCAACCGGCAGAGCUCGCCGGCCAUGCCUCACAAGGUCGCCAACAGGGUCUCUGACCCCAACCUGCCCCCCAGGUCGGAGUCCUUCAGCAUCAGUGGAGUUCAGCCUGCUCGGACACCCCCCAUGCUCAGGCCGGUGGACCCCCAGAUCCCACAUCUGGUAGCUGUGAAGCCCCAGGGCCCAGCCCUGACCGCGUCCCAGUCGGUGCUCGAGCAGCCCACCAAGGGCCUCUCCGGCUUCCAGGAGGCUCUGGCCGUGACCUCUCACCGUGCUGAGAUGCCUCGACAGAACUCAGACCCCACCUCCGAAAACCCUCCUCUCCCAACUCGCAUUGAAAAGUUUGACCGAAGCUCUUGGUUACGGCAGGAGGAAGAUAUCCCACCAAAGGUGCCUCAAAGAACAACUUCUAUAUCGCCAGCGUUAGCCAGAAAAAAUUCUCCUGGGAAUGGCAGUGCUCUGGGACCCAGGCUAGGAUCUCAGCCCAUCCGAGCAAGCAACCCUGACCUCCGGAGGGCCGAGCCCAUCCUGGACAGCCCCCUGCAGAGGACCAGCAGUGGCAGCUCCUCCAGCUCCAGCACUCCCAGCUCCCAGCCCAGCUCCCAGGGAGGCUCCCAGCCCGGAUCACAAGCAGGGUCCAGCGAACGCACCAGAGUCCGAGCCAACAGCAAGUCAGAGGGAUCGCCUGUGCUCCCCCACGAGCCUGUGAAGGUGAAGCCAGAAGAAUCCAGGGACAUCACCCGGCCCAGCCGACCAGCUAGCUAUAAGAAAGCGAUAGAUGAGGAUCUGACGGCCUUAGCCAAAGAAUUACGAGAACUCCGGAUUGAGGAAACAAACCGCCCCCUGAAGAAGGUGACCGACUACUCCUCUUCCAGUGAGGAGUCCGAGAGCAGUGAGGAAGAGGAAGAGGAAGAGGAGGGGGAGACUGAGACCCAGGACGGGACUGUGGCCGUCAGCGACAUCCCCAGGCUGAUACCGACAGGUGCUCCAGGCAGUGGCGAGCAGUAUAGUGUGGGCAUGGUCGGCACUCACGGGCUGGAGACCCAGCACGCAGACGCCUUCAGCAGCAGCAUUUCAAGAGAAGGGACCUUGAUGAUCAGGGAGACAUCUGGAGAGAAGAAGCGCUCAGGCCACAGUGACAGCAAUGGCCACGUCAACCUCCCAGACCUGGUGCAGCAGAGCCACUCCCCUGCGGGAACCCCGACCGAGGGGCUGGGGCGCAUCUCUACCCACCCCCAGGAGAUGGACUCUGGGACGGAAUACGGCCUGGGGAGCAGCACCAAAGCCUCCUUCACCCCCUUCGUGGACCCCAGAGUGUACCAGACAUCUCCCACUGAUGAAGAUGAAGAGGACGAGGAGUCAGCAGCUGCAGGAACCAAGAGGUGUCCAGGGACCCUAGGAAAAGCUGUUCCUCAGCGGUCUCUGAACUUCCCACAUAUCUCCCAAAAGCAAUUUCUGGCUCUGUUCACAAGCGAACUUCUUAGGCAAGAGCAGGCCAAACUCAACGAAGCCAGGAAGAUUUCAGUGGUGAAUGUGAACCCGACCAACAUCCGGCCUCACAGUGACACCCCUGAGAUCAGGAAGUAUAAGAAGCGGUUCAACUCGGAGAUUCUGUGUGCGGCCCUGUGGGGUGUGAACCUCCUGGUGGGAACCGAGAAUGGCCUCAUGCUAUUGGACCGCAGCGGGCAAGGCAAAGUCUAUAAUCUGAUCAACCGGAGGCGAUUCCAGCAGAUGGAUGUGCUGGAGGGGCUGAACGUGCUAGUGACAAUUUCAGGAAAGAAGAACAAGUUGCGGGUGUACUAUCUCUCGUGGCUGAGGAACAGGAUCCUGCACAACGACCCCGAGGUGGAGAAGAAGCAGGGCUGGGUCACCGUGGGGGACCUGGAAGGCUGCGUCCACUACAAAGUUGUUAAAUAUGAAAGGAUCAAGUUUUUGGUGAUUGCCUUGAAGAACGCUGUGGAGAUCUAUGCCUGGGCUCCUAAACCAUAUCAUAAGUUUAUGGCAUUUAAGUCCUUUGCAGACCUCCAGCACAAGCCUCUGCUGGUCGACCUCACCGUGGAAGAGGGGCAGAGACUGAAGGUCAUUUUCGGCUCACACACUGGUUUCCACGUGAUCGAUGUUGAUUCAGGAAACUCCUAUGACAUCUAUAUACCAUCUCACAUUCAGGGCAACAUCACCCCUCACGCUAUUGUCAUCCUGCCUAAAACGGACGGCAUGGAGAUGCUGGUGUGCUAUGAGGAUGAGGGUGUGUACGUGAGCACCUACGGCCGGAUCACGAAGGACGUGGUGCUCCAGUGGGGAGAAAUGCCCACGUCUGUGGCCUACAUUCAUUCCAAUCAGAUAAUGGGCUGGGGCGAGAAAGCUAUUGAGAUCCGGUCAGUGGAAACAGGACAUUUGGAUGGAGUAUUUAUGCAUAAGCGAGCUCAAAGGUUAAAGUUUCUAUGUGAAAGAAAUGAUAAGGUAAAUCCGUUUCAACGUUUGCAUUGUGUUUGCAUUUUAAGAGACCACCAGGUACCUGUGAAACCUUCAUUUUCCUUUAUACUGAUUUGAAUCACCUCUUGUGUUAAAGUUAAUACUCUCUUGAAAUGGCAUUAUUUGGUUUGAUCAUGUGAACAUUCAAGAUAUAUUAUUCACAUAUCAAAAAGAUAUAAAAACAUCUAGAAAUUUCUUGUAAACUCUUCGUAAUUUUUGUGGCCUGCAGGCCUUAUGGUGACGGGGCAGGUGCCCAGUUCUGCUGACUGAGGGCAGCAGGCUCGUCUCUCAUCACCUCCCAGCGCCCACUUUAGACUUCCACUUGUAGACUUUCACAAACUCACUUUCGAAACUUAACGCAUCACCUUAUAUUCACCUUUUAAAUGUGAAAUAUUUGCCAUGUAGAAGCAUAAGCUUUUUAAAAACGUCACCCAUUCCUUCAGGAACAAUCACAAACUCAGUAGUGCCAUGUCCUUUGUCAGUCCAGCCAUGUUUCUUCUGAAGUGUCCUAGGAGACUAUUCUCAGUGAAUCGCUGUAUCCAUCCGGCAUGCUCGGUCCUGCACAGGUAUCCUGCGACAGCACUGCCGCUGGCCGCCCUCCCAGUAGAGGGAGCCCAGGGGCAGCAGCUGGGCUGCCUGCAGCUGUGACUCGUCCUCCGUGACUGUGGCCAGCACAGAAACGGUGCCCUCAGAGCCCAGACACAAGCUCAUGUAGGAGAGGGGCAGUGGCUCAGCCGCUGUGACCCCCUUGCCCAACCCAGUGUCCCGAAGGCCAGCCUGGGCAUGUGACCUAGACUAGACCCUGGCUGACUGGCUGGCCCAGUGUGGUCUGGAUAAACAGCAGACUGGGUUGCUGCUUCCAGGGUGGGAGAGAGUGUGCCAGAAGAUAGGCUUAGCCCAGGCAAGCUCCUGAACCCACUGGGAUCACAGGAGAGAUCUGGGCAGGGACACCCACCCUGCAGCCUGUCCCAGAUGGUGCCCACACCUCAGGAGUGGGCUGACACCAGCCUGAGUCAGGGGACUAGAUUUGAAGCACAGGGCGCAUGCCCUGGAGACAGAAGCAGCCCCCUCCCUCUCUGUGCCCCUGUUCUGACCCAUGAGCCUAAGUGUGGCUUUGCUUCCACACACAGCAUUAGCUCCCUGACAAGCACAUUCACAGAGGUUCCAAGGAGUUGUGGGAAUGAUGUAGCAGAGACUUCACACUAAUGACCAAAGCGUGAGCCUCAGACCAAAGUGAGGAACUGCCCACUGAGGGCCCGGCCCAGUGUAUUUCCUGGGUGUGGCAGUUCCUUUACAUUCCCUUCCUGUGAGCAGCAACCCAAAUUGUGCUCACUUCUCUCUGCAGUUGGAUAAAAUGAUUUAACAAACUCAAGGCCUAAUGGGCUGUGAUUCUACUUGUUAAUGCUAUAUCUCCUUUGACCUGGGGUGUGCUGUCAACAGAGAGGCUGCACUUACCUUUGAAAUGCCCGAUUACACGGGCAUUACACACCUUACCCUAUCUGACCACAAUCAUUAAAAAAAUCUUAAUUUUAAAUUUUAAAAAGUGAAAACUAAAGUUCUAUACCAGUCAGAAUUCCCCUUGGUUUUGGGAAUUUGAAAGGAUUCUCUUCUGUCCUGAAGUUCAUUUUCUUGUCACUUGUGGGAGAAAGAAGGGGACCUCUGUGCCUAUAGAUGCUAGCAAAGGUCCCUGGGCCAGAAAUCUAGCAUGUUCCCUUAGUGAGAAACUCCCUUUCACAAUGUAAGCCCUAGAGGGACACCAGAGGCCAAGACCACAAUCAGUGACCGUGAUGUAGAGUGGUCGUGUGCGCAGGACGGAUCACAGCAGGAGGCACUUUGCUAACACGAGCCACCGAGUGCUAAGAGCUGACACAUGGCAAGGAUAGGACGUGAGAGCAGUGGAUGGACAGUUGAAGAAGAGCGGGGAGAGGGCCUUGCGGUUGAACUAACUUCUUUUUAAUUUCAAACAGGUGUUUUUUGCAUCCGUGCGAUCUGGAGGAAGUAGCCAAGUGUUUUUCAUGACCCUCAACAGAAAUUCCAUGAUGAACUGGUAACAGAAGAGCACUUGGCACUUAUCUUCAUGGCGUUGUCUCUAAUUUAAACGAACAUAACUCACGUGGACGUAUGCCAGCCUAGAGGCAGGAUCGGAAGGCCUGGUCGAGCGUCCUGCGUCCCCUCUCCCCUUCCUCCCUCCCAACACAGCCCAGCCUCAAUGUUGCAGCCCAGUUGAGAAGCAGAGAGAGGUGGAUGGACUGUCCAGGAGGUCCCAGAGUGCUGCCUGGUCUCUGGACAGAGCUGGACCAUGGGCCCUUUGGGUUAGGGACGGAAACAAGCAUUGUGUGCUUCUAUGGUUAAGCUGUGUUGUAGUGAGUUUUGGGUUUUUUACCUUUUUUCUUUACCCCUUUACUCUGUAAGAAUGGGGAGAGAAUGUGUCCUGAGACAGGAGUCUGUUUUUGGUUCUGUCUGCCUGCUAACUUUAAGUGUUGUAAAAUCCCCAACAUCCAGGGGUCAGAGACAGCACGGUAAAUGUACCUUCCUCCUCACACUGAAGGCCACGCUGCAGUGGGUAAUUUAAGAGUUCUCUUGCCUUCACCAACUCAGAAGGUUGCUUUUUGAUGGCAACUGGCUAAUGAAUUUUUAAAAGAGAAGAAGAAUACUGGUUUCCCCUCUUUGGGGAAAUAGCUUUUACAUGGCUAAACUACUAGCCUUAGUCUAAUAAUCCCAACUACCACCUGAGGAGUCUGACGGGCCAUGUAUUAAUACGGCCCUUUCCAGGAUGGAGUGUGCAAGGGACAGCAGAGCCGCUAGUGGGUCAGUCCAAAUCGAGGAACUCUGUGACGCAACUUCCCUCAGCUGCUGGGCGGCAGAUCGGGGCAAAAGGCGGGAAGGCAGGUGGUUCAGACAGAGACAGCGUGUGUGUCCCAUGUCUGAGUGCACAGAGCCCCCCUGGGCUUCCUGAGGACUGAGACUUUGCUGAGCUCUUUCUGGGAACUGGGGAGCUGAGUGACAUCCAGGUUCCGACACUCCCAGCUCUCUCCAGACACAGGGUGCCACUUUCUCAAGCUGAAAACUGUGACUGAAAAAAAAUUGAUAACACGUGUUUCUGAGCUGCCUGUGUUCUCCCUGGGUGGGUGAGAGAAGGGACCAGGCUCCCAUGCCUGCCUCGGACACAGCAGCCAAAGAACUUAACACGAGACUUUGGCCAAAAUUCUGAGAACCCUGGUCACUUUACCUUCCUCCAAAUUACCCAACAUACAGUAAACAACAUUUGUGUAGAGAUAUGUAUGUAUUUAGUUCAGGUUGACUUGUGUCCUUAUAAACUCUUACUCGAAUGAUUUGAACUUU